Oreochromis niloticus (Nile tilapia) is the source of this 1162-nucleotide messenger RNA. RefSeq lists its product as uncharacterized. The record is from RefSeq and is a predicted model, not a curated record. Bases 137 to 823 code for a protein of 228 amino acids. The transcript has 5 exons. NCBI's taxonomy places the organism in Eukaryota, Metazoa, Chordata, Actinopteri, Cichliformes, Cichlidae.
GUGGACUAAAGUAGUGGACUGACCAACAGACUGACAUUAACAUCAGAGCCGUGCUGCUAGUGUGGCUAAAAGAAAAGAGAAGAAGAGACAGUCAUGUUGAUAUGAACAUUAGAGAAACACAUCAUGGAGCUGAAAUAUGAUCCUGCUUCCUCAUUUGGACUCAUUCACCUCAGCUGACACAUUCAACAGCAGACAGGUUUUUGUAGCAGUCUGUCUCACUGUGGGAGGAAACUACUACUACAUCUUUGGCUCUGGAACUAAACUGUCUGUAACAGAUGGAAAUCAGAGCACCCAGAAAAGAACGACACAGGCACCGAGAGUUCAUGCAAACACACAGCAGAGCCCCACCCGACCAGCAGCAGGACCCAGAGUCCAUGUGGCAGGGAACAGCUCCGUGCUGUGUGUGCCCCCAGCCAUGUUUCCUCCUCUGGUCCAGCUCACAUGUAAAAGACAGAAGAAGAACAGCCGGCUGGAGGAGCUGCCCCCUGCUGAGGGAGAGCAGCUGGAGCUGAUCCAUGAACAAGAGAACAGCACAUAUAAAUGUAACUGCUACAUCAAAGAUGUCAGCAGCAGCACAGUGGAGGCCCAAACACAACAAGAGGUUCCAGCUCCAGCAGCCUCCUGUCCUCCAGAGAGAGAGCCAGCAGACCUGCCAGCUCUGCAGCCAGCUGACUUGUCCUUCCAGUCUCAGUGCAGGGUGAAGCUGCUCUGCCUGCUGUACACAGUGCUGAUAGUGAAGAGUCUGGUGUACUGCUGUGGACUCUCUCUGCUGAUGAUCCUCACAAACAAGGGACCGUCCACCAACUGCACACAUGCUGACUGACUGUUUUCUGCUCGCCUUUUCUCACCAUCAAAUCUCAUCAAUUCAUCCCAUUCAUCACUUUGAUCAGUAUCAGAAAUGUUAGUUAUGAUGUGUUGUGCUUAUUUUGGCUUUUUAUUCAAUAGUUAGAAGAUCAUCUGAAAUAAAUACAUCUUUACAUGUAUUGUUACUCUGAGUUAGAAUUCUUUUUUACUUAUUGUGACGUUUAUUGUAGUAACAAAAAUCAUCAGGUAUAUUUUUAUCACAAGUUUUCAGUUUGAUUUUUAUUUUGGUUGAUUUUCAAAUGUCAAACAGUGUAGUUGUGUUUGUAAGUGUGAAUAAUAAAGAUUUCAAGAUGAAGAA